AUGGCCACUCCUACGGAUGCAUUCAUUUCAAAGCUUAAGAGCAACAUCGCUACGCUCAGCAGCGACAAGCUGGAUCUUGAACAAGACAAAGCCAAGCUCCAACAUCAAGUCGCCAACCUUCAAGAUGAGAUCGCUGCUACGCAACGCAAGUUAGAGGUUGCCGCUCAAGCAAACAGCAGUGGCGUCGGCAAGCCUAUUGACUUCGACAACAUCGUGAAACUCGAGGACGAGCUUGCACAAGAUAGAGCGGAGUUCAAGGACUUCAUUAUUGCUGCAAAUGACAAGGUCGCCAAGGCAGAAGCCACCGCAAGCCAUUGGAAAGAAAAAGUAGAAGAUGAGCAGAGGUUCUCUGCGAGCCUCAAGCGACAGCUCGAAGAUGCCAAAGACACGAUGAAGGCUCUUCGCGCGCAGAAGACAAACGCAGAGAAAAAUGCUACAGACGCCAAGGCCCUUGUCAUGCAGCAGACUAAAGAACUUGCAAAGGCGCAGAAGCAGAAGCGCGCUGCGGAGGUGAAGUACAGCAGACAAGUUAUCUCAAGCGAUGUCGACGCUGGCAAGACGACCACCUUCAACUUUAGCACCCCGAAAGCUUUCGGAAAGCCCGUUCCAAAAUCUACGAGCACUUUUGGCCGCAAGCCAGCCGCCGCCACCAAGCCAGCAUUCAGCAAAGCAUCGAGCAAGCAUCCAGGUGACCCGCCAUCCAAGAACCAGCCUCCAUCCAAGAUCAUGUCUCAGCUCAGCAUUGGCAAGACUAAGGACAUGCCAUUCGUGCUGGAUGAAGAUGAGGACGACAUACCGCUCGCACAGCGUCGCUUCAUGAACGCUUCGAAGCGCAAGAAUGUACAUAUGCAGGAUGGAGAAGAUGAGGAUGAUGAGGAGCUGAUUCCAAUCCGGAUUAAGCGCGAGCGCAUCGAGUAG
Pseudocercospora fijiensis CIRAD86 is the source of this 918-nucleotide messenger RNA. RefSeq lists its product as uncharacterized. The record is from RefSeq and is a predicted model, not a curated record. Bases 1 to 918 code for a protein of 305 amino acids. The transcript is spliced from 2 exons. Lineage: Eukaryota; Fungi; Ascomycota; Dothideomycetes; Mycosphaerellales; Mycosphaerellaceae.